AGGCUUCUUUGGUUAAAGAUGUUGGAAGCUUUCUCAUGUGCUUUGCUAUUUAUAAACAACAAUUGGAAGAAGCUCCUCUUUCAUCCAUCUCUCACUUCUCAGAUUCCCAUCACUACUUUCAACAGAAACACAAAACUUUAAAUAAAAGAUUCAGUCUUUCGUUUAAUUGGUGAUCAUCGCCUCUCAUACUUGUCUCUAGAUCACAUCUCUCUGAGAAGAACAAAGAUCUGAUCGGCUUCCGAGAAUUACAUACCUUUUGAAACAUCCAAAAGAGUUGAAAGAUGGGUCUAUCAAGCCUUCCUGGUCCAUCAGAAGGAAUGCUAUGCGUGAUAUUAGUUAACACAGCAUUGUCAAUCUCCAUCUUCAAAGGCAUUCUCAGGUCAGUGCUUCAGCUAAUAGGAAUCCGUCUCUGUCCUUCUUCAGCAGCAGCAGCAGCAGCUGCAUCUUCAGAGAAUCAAACUUCAGAGACUUUUGAUUUCCGGGUCUGCCAGCCUGAGAGUUUCCUUGAGGAAUUCAGGAACAGGACCCCCACAGUGAAGUUUGAGAGCUUGUGCAAGUGCAAGAAACAGGCGGACAACGAGUGUUCUGUAUGCCUGUCGAAUUUCGAAGAGGAUUCAGAGAUCAACAAGCUAAAAUGUGGCCAUUUGUUUCACAAAACAUGCUUGGAGAAAUGGAUAGACUACUGGAACAUCACUUGCCCACUCUGUAGGACUCCUCUUGUUGUUGUCGCAGCAGACGACCAGCUGGUUUCCUCUAAUGUUUGGUGACUACUUUUCUUUGUAUAGAGUUUUCCUGGGGGUUGGGUGUGUCUGUUGUUGUGUACAGCUACUACUACUUUUUACUCUGAAAUUAGGCUGCGUCACGGUUGAUUCUUUAUCAGAUUCAGACCGGAGAUGGGAGUAUUCUGUUGUGCAUAUUUUGUGAGCUGUUUAUGUAUGUAGUAGACCCAUGUGUAAUGGAAGCUCUUGUUUGAACA
Messenger RNA from Brassica rapa (field mustard), 976 nucleotides. RefSeq names its product probable E3 ubiquitin-protein ligase XERICO. The record is from RefSeq and is a predicted model, not a curated record. NCBI's taxonomy places the organism in Eukaryota, Viridiplantae, Streptophyta, Magnoliopsida, Brassicales, Brassicaceae.